AUGUACGACGAACAGCUCCCCUUUUACGUACCGACCACUUCAUCAAUACCAAAGUCAUCAUGGCUUGUUCCAGCCCCUCGAACUCGAACGGCUGAAGAGCAGUCCCAGUUUGACCUCCAGUGCCAGAAGGAGCAUCUUCGACUAGAACUUCAGCGCGCGAAGGACGACCACGAACGCGCUAUGAGAAUACUGAGAGUGGCAUCUCUUUUCACCAAACUCAUCUUCUUCGCUCUCAUGGUAUAUCUGAUAGUAGGAAUGGUCUCAGAUGUACGCUGUGUUCUCGCGCCAGAAGCCAAGGCAGUGAUCAAGACCACGCCUGCAAUCAACGCUGCACCAGUAACUGACCGGGUAUGUUUGAUAUAUGAUUAUACUUCCUACAAAGAGACUAAAUCGUAUUACCUAACCGCGAGUAUGACGCGAUCGUGGCUCGAUUGA
Messenger RNA from Alternaria rosae, 435 nucleotides. RefSeq lists its product as uncharacterized. Lineage: Eukaryota; Fungi; Ascomycota; Dothideomycetes; Pleosporales; Pleosporaceae. The transcript is spliced from 2 exons. Bases 1 to 435 code for a protein of 144 amino acids. The record is from RefSeq and is a predicted model, not a curated record.